Molecule: messenger RNA, 1693 nt
Organism: Cajanus cajan (pigeon pea)
Lineage: Eukaryota; Viridiplantae; Streptophyta; Magnoliopsida; Fabales; Fabaceae
Gene: ASHH3
Product: histone-lysine N-methyltransferase ASHH3
Cellular component (GO): nucleus
Molecular function (GO): protein binding; histone methyltransferase activity
Source: RefSeq, a predicted model, not a curated record
UGAUGUCGUUUGAAGUUUGAAAAGCUUCAACUGAGAAUCAAACACCAAUCGCACCCGACAGUUUAUCUGAGUUGGUUAUAUACACGCGUUCACACCGUCACGUCCAUUUUUUGUUUCCAAUCGCUCACUCUGUUCUUCUUCAACACCCUCCCAGGCAAAAUAUGCCUUUGGAAGGAAUCAAGUAAGUCUUAUGUGGAUUUUGUGGUAUUGAUUUUCAAUAUCCGAUUUAUCGUUUGAGCUUCUAUUGAGAAACUGAGAUACAAGCUGAUCACAUAGGAAUAUCCAGUACUCUAUCAGAUUUCAUGCCUGCCAUGAAAAAGAAUCCUGAAGAGAGUCGGUUUGGAUCUGUAUUCAACAAGUUGGAAAAGGUGCUUGGAGAACCUGUUGACUUUGAACUUCCAGAUUGGAUUAAUAAAUUGAAGCCUAUGCAGUACACCUAUAUAAAACGCAAUAUAUAUGUCACUAAGAAGGUCAAGAAAUCUCGGUUUGACGAUGAUGGCAUAUUCUGUUCCUGUACUCCUUCCCCUGGAUCUACCAGUGUAUGUGGAAGAGAUUGCCACUGUGGGAUGCUUCAGUCUAGCUGUUCAUCAGGCUGUAAAUGUGGGAGCUCAUGUCUUAACAAACCGUUUCAGAGUCGUCCUGCGAAAAAGAUGAAAUUGGUUAAGACUGAGAAAUGUGGUUCUGGAAUUGUGGCGGAUGAAGAUAUCAAGCUUGGGGAGUUUGUCAUCGAAUAUGUUGGAGAAGUAAUUGAUGACAAAACAUGUGAGGAAAGGCUUUGGAAUAUGAAGCAUCGUGGGGAAACAAAUUUCUACUUAUGUGAAAUCAAUCGAGAUAUGGUGAUUGAUGCAACAUAUAAGGGAAACAAAUCAAGAUACAUUAAUCAUAGUUGCUGCCCCAAUACUGAGAUGCAGAAAUGGAUAAUUGAUGGUGAAACAAGAAUUGGCAUAUUUGCGACUCGUGACAUAAAAAAGGGCGAGCAUCUGACUUAUGAUUACCAGUUUGUUCAAUUUGGUGCAGAUCAAGAUUGCCACUGUGGUGCUGCUGAGUGUAGGCGUAAGUUGGGUGUCCGACCUACCAAGCCUAAAAUGGCUUCAGAUGCUGCAUUAAAAUUAGUUGCAUAUCAGGUUUAUCAUAAUGGAGGUUUGCAAAUUGGAAGUUCUCGUGUUGUUGACCAAUCAAAGUGCUUGCACAAUUGCAUUGGUGAAGUUAUUAGGAUAAAACAGCUUGGAAAUGUGCGGUUUGGAAUUAUUAAACGGUUUGAUAAACAUUCUCGAAAACACUCGGUCAUGUUUGAGGAUGGUUGUGUUGAAAUUUUUGACAUGUCAAAAGAGGACUGGGAACUUGUGAGAUAGUGUGACACAACUGUUGGGUGCAGGUGAAAAGAAUUAAACUGAAAUUUGGAGUCGAAAUUCUUUCAUUGCGUGUGCAUAAUUCUUGUAGUUCCUGAGGCUCUGAUCAACAGAAUGUGAAGCGGAAUAGAUCAACAUAAUCUUACUGAUUGAAGAUAUUAAUAAGUUUUGUUUUCUACUGACAAACUGUAUUGUGUAAGCCUAGAACAUUGUUGUUCAAUUACUUCAAUAUACUGGAAAUAAUCCAUAAAUUUUUGAAAUCCUGGUUGUACUGUAAAAUGAGGAUUCAUCUUGUACCAUUACCAGGGAUAUGUGUAGUUGUUUCAAGUGUAUUAUUUACUUCC